Molecule: messenger RNA, 213 nt
Organism: Clonostachys solani
Lineage: Eukaryota; Fungi; Ascomycota; Sordariomycetes; Hypocreales; Bionectriaceae
Source: the annotation of a GenBank genome assembly
AUGGGUGUUCUGGCUCGUUUCAAGAAGAACAAAGUGGCAGCGGUCAUUAUAUCAGUAUUUGACUGGUAUCGUACGUUGUUGCAUUCUGCUUACUCCUUGAUGUAUUUGAAAGCUGACGAGUGCCGUACAGCCUCCCACUACCCGACUGAAGAAAAAAAAUUACUUCGAAAGCUCGAUCUCGCUAUAUUAAUAUAUGAAUCGACCAUCAUCUAA